AAUGAGUGAUUAGGUAUUAUUAAUAUUUUACAUUGAAAUAAUUAUUAAUUUUAUACCUAUUCUUUUUCUACGUAGAAAUAAAGUGUUUCAAUUGUAAUAUUCUUUUUCAAAUACGAAAUAAUAUUAUAUAGUUAUAUUAAAUUCUCUGCACAAUCCACGGUUCUCAGUUAUCAAUUUGACCACCUCCCUGUGGGUCCGAUUAACCCUUUUUAUUUCGUCGGUACAGUCUUGUGAGUCUUCAGUGUUAUAUUUCACAAAACUACGGCAUGGUCGUGGAAUUUUCGACUUUAGGAACGUUUUAUGUGGUUGAAGUCAAGUAACUUCUAAGGAAGGUGCUCGUCAACAAUGACAUUCAUGAUGAAACGCUUGACGAAAAAAUUGUGCUUCUAUUUUGUACUGGCAAUACUCUUGGUUUGCUUGUUUAAUGUCUUGACGUCCAAGAACGGUGAUACAGAAAUCGAUUUGAAGCAAUAUGACGAAAUCUUCAAGACUUAUUAUACAUAUUCUAAUGAUAGUGAUUUGAAUGGUCCAAAAGUAUCCAUGGAUAACUCAAAUCUUGUAAGAAAAUUGCGAGAAAAAUUCCUAGUCAAACCUAUUGAAGAAAAUAAAGGCCGUAGAACUCGUUAUAAUUUAAUUGACAUGUCGUUAAUAGAUCCAUCAAUGGGGCAAGCUGCUGAAAUAGCCAAGAUCAUCGAUUAUACAAAAGGAGGUUUUUUUAUUGAAUGCGGAGCUUUGGAUGGAGAAACUAGAUCUAAUACAUUAUACUUUGAACGGUAUUAUGGAUGGGUGGGAUUACUUAUUGAAGCAGAUCCUUUGAAUUUUGUGAAAAUGUUAAAAAAAGGUCGUAGAGCAUAUUUAUCACCCACUUGUCUUAGUGUCAAUCCUUAUCCUGAAAUUGUUUCUUUUCUUCAACGUAGUAAUAUGGGUCGAAUAGCAAAUGAUGAGGUUGUAGAAGAUGAAGUAAUAUCCGAUGAUUAUGGGAAAAAGAAAUCACCUAUUGUUAAUGUACAAUGUUUUCCAUUCUAUACAUAUCUUUUAGCAUUAAAUAUAACGGUAAUAGAUUAUUUCAGCUUAGAUGUCGAAGGAUCAGAAUUGAAUGUAUUAAAAACUAUUCCAUUUGAUAAGAUCAAUAUACGAACUUUAUCAGUUGAAUUUUUCCAUGUAAAAGAAGGUGACGAUGGUGUAAGAACGUACUUGGAAGAUAAAGGGUAUAUAGUAACUGGAAAAGUAACUAGGCAGGAUCGAUUAGCAAAUGAUUACAUAUUUGCAAAACCAUCAGCGCUAACACAAAAUCUAUCAUUUUAUGUAACCUAAUAAAAAUACAUAUGCAAUUUAUGAAUGGGCUAUGGACUGAAGUGCCUAAUAAAAUAUUUGGUUUUGAAAAUUAAGUAUAUCAUGUUUAAUAAGGAUUUGUGAUUAUAUUUUCAGAUUGUAUUAGUUAUUAUAUUAUUAUAUAAUAUGUUUUAACACGAG
Messenger RNA from Acyrthosiphon pisum (pea aphid), 1473 nucleotides. It is a transcript of the gene S, whose product is annotated as EGF receptor activation regulator Star. NCBI's taxonomy places the organism in Eukaryota, Metazoa, Arthropoda, Insecta, Hemiptera, Aphididae. Gene Ontology annotation, cellular component: endoplasmic reticulum membrane; plasma membrane; late endosome membrane. Gene Ontology annotation, biological process: endosomal transport; endoplasmic reticulum to Golgi vesicle-mediated transport. The record is from RefSeq and is marked validated.